UGGUAUGAAUUUGGCCGUGCAUGCAAACGCAAGGUGGGAGUUAUGGCUUCGGUUUACUGUUAUAUAUGCAUUUCUUCCAAUGGAUGUUUGUAUAGUGUGAGAAGAAGGUGCAGGAUUGAAUGUGCAAAUGCGAUCAUGUUUUCCUCGAUCGGAGGAGUUGACUCACCCACUCACCUUCGCAUUCCACAAAUUUCUCACAUCCCUUUUUCAAUUUGAGGCGAACACGUGGUUUCAUUUGCGAAGAUUGGAUGCAUGCAUUCGAGCUAUUACUUUUGGUGAUGCAUUGGGAAGAUCACGCCACCCGAUUUGGGGAUGCGAAUUUGGGGUCUCCUGCCGGGAGGGUAACGAUAUGUGAUCUGUAAAAGCUCGAAUUCUUUCGGUGAAUGGGAUUAAUCAAGGCAUUUCUGAAUGGUGAAUUUCGUUUAGGAGGAAAUCCUACACUUUACGUAGCGUUUGAUGGGGAAUUCAUGUCAAGGCCCUAAGGCGGGGAGCAAUGGCUUCUUUCAGUCCGUGACCGCCGCUGUCUUUAGACCUCGACAGCCAGAGGCCCUCCCGGCGCCAAACCAAGACCAAGACGCCACCAUCAACAACAGAAAUAUCAACGAUGUGCAAUGUGCUCCACCAAAGGUCAAAAUUUCGAGUGAUGAGGAGAAGCCUGUGAAAGCAGACAACAACAAGCCAACAGAAGAGGCAAAGCAGAAUAACCCCAAUAAUUUCAAGAGAGUAGCAAGUGCAGGACUGCAAAUCGACUCUGUUCUACAGAGGAAGACUGAAAAUUUGAAGGAAAAGUAUAUCGUAGGGAAGAAGUUAGGUCAAGGGCAAUUUGGAACUACAUUCUUAUGUUUAGACAAAGCCACCAACAUGGAGUUUGCAUGCAAAACAAUUGCUAAGAGGAAGCUGACAACUUUCGAGGAUGUCGAAGAUGUGAGGAGAGAAAUUCAGAUAAUGCACCACCUGGCAGAGCAUCCCAAUGUUAUAUCCAUUGUGGGAGCUUAUGAAGAUGUGGUCGCAGUUUAUGUUGUGAUGGAAAUUUGUGCAGGUGGAGAGCUUUUUGAUAGGAUCGUUCAGAGGGGUCAUUACACUGAAAGAAAGGCCGCUGAGCUUGCUAGGGUAAUAGUUGGUGUUGUAGAAGCCUGCCAUUCCCUUGGAGUCAUGCAUAGGGACUUGAAACCAGAAAAUUUUCUGUUUGUUGAUGAAAGAGAGGAAUCACCACUGAAAGCCAUUGAUUUUGGGCUCUCAGUUUUUUUCUCACCAGGAGAAACAUUUAUUGAUGUGGUCGGAAGCCCUUAUUAUGUGGCCCCGGAGGUAUUGAAGAAGCAUUAUGGCCAAGAAUGUGAUAUCUGGAGUGCUGGAAUUAUCAUUUACAUUUUGCUGUGUGGAGUCCCGCCAUUUUGGGCUGAAACGGAACAGGGAAUUUUUGAGCAAAUUUUAAGAGGGGACCUCGACUUAGUUUCUGAACCUUGGCCGAGUAUAUCAGAGGGUGCGAAAGACCUUGUCCGAAAAAUGCUUGUGAGAGACCCUAAAAAGCGUCUGACAGCCCAUCAAGUUCUUUGCCAUCCGUGGGUGCAAGUUGAUGGUGUCGCUCCAGAUAGACCGCUUGAUUCUGCUGUUCUGACUCGACUGAAGCAAUUUUCUGCCAUGAACAAACUCAAGAAGAUUGCAAUCAGAGUCAUUGCUGAAAGACUUUCUGAAGAGGAAAUUGCUGGUCUAAGGGAAAUGUUCAAAAUGAUUGAUGUGGAUAACAGUGGACAUAUUACCUUGGAAGAACUGAAAAGAGGUCUAGAAAGAGUUGGUGCCAACAUCAAAGAUUCUGACAUAGAGGACCUAAUGCAAGCUGCGGAUGUAGACAAUAGCGGAACCAUAGAUUAUGCAGAGUUCGUGGCAGCCAUGCUGCAUCUAAACAAAAUCCAGAGAGAGGAUCAUCUAUUUGCUGCUUUUUCAUACUUUGACAAAGACGGCAGCGGGUACAUCACAAAGGAUGAGCUUCAACAGGCUUGCGAACAAUUUGGUCUCGGGGACGCCCACCUUGAUGAAAUAAUCAGCGAAGUCGACAAAGACAAUGAUGGACGGAUCGAUUACAGCGAAUUCGUCGACAUGAUGCAAGACUCCGGUUUCAACAACGUAUUUCAGAACAGCAUAGGCAAGGGACUAAAGGUUGCUGUGUAGGAUCGAAGCUUGUGUAUGUACGUACGCACGUUUCAUGCAUCAAUUACUGUAGUAGAAAUUUUG
Molecule: messenger RNA, 2229 nt
Organism: Andrographis paniculata
Lineage: Eukaryota; Viridiplantae; Streptophyta; Magnoliopsida; Lamiales; Acanthaceae
Product: calcium-dependent protein kinase 20-like
Exons: 8
Coding region: 457-2166 (569 amino acids)
Biological process (GO): peptidyl-serine phosphorylation; protein autophosphorylation; intracellular signal transduction
Cellular component (GO): nucleus; cytoplasm
Molecular function (GO): ATP binding; calmodulin binding; calcium ion binding
Source: RefSeq, a predicted model, not a curated record